Molecule: messenger RNA, 618 nt
Organism: Eremothecium sinecaudum
Lineage: Eukaryota; Fungi; Ascomycota; Saccharomycetes; Saccharomycetales; Saccharomycetaceae
Gene: YPT52
Product: Rab family GTPase YPT52
Exons: 1
Coding region: 1-618 (205 amino acids)
Molecular function (GO): GTPase activity; GTP binding
Source: RefSeq, a predicted model, not a curated record
AUGUUACAGUUCAAGCUCGUGCUUCUAGGGGACUCUUCCGUGGGAAAGUCUUCAAUUGUUCAUCGGUUUGUUAAAGACUCAUUUGAUGAGUUCCGUGAAAGUACGAUUGGUGCAGCUUUCUUGUCGAGAACUAUCAAAUUAGCUGACUACGACGAUGUUAUGAUCAAAUUUGAAAUUUGGGACACAGCUGGUCAAGAGCGUUAUAAGUCGUUAGCGCCUAUGUACUACCGUAAUGCCAACGCGGCAUUAGUAGUGUAUGACGUUACUCAGGAAGAUUCUUUGAUAAAAGCACAAAGCUGGGUAAACGAAUUGAAAAGUAAGGUUGGCGAUGAUGAUCUCGUAAUCUGCUUGGUUGGUAACAAGGUUGAUAUUGCAGAGACGACCCCAAAGAUGAAGGUUAUCGAUGAGGACGAAGCUAGGGCGUAUGCAGACGAACACGGGUUAAUCUUUCACGAGGUGAGUGCUAAAACUGGAAAGGGGGUGUUAGAAGUGUUCUAUGACAUUGGAAAACGUUUAUAUCUACAACGAAGAGACUCUUUAGCUGCCCAAUCUCAGCAAGCGAAUAAUAUUCAGCUACAGAGGCCAACAACAAACGACGCUACUUCAUGCUGCUCAUAA